Molecule: messenger RNA, 792 nt
Organism: Habropoda laboriosa
Lineage: Eukaryota; Metazoa; Arthropoda; Insecta; Hymenoptera; Apidae
Gene: Pex11ab
Product: peroxisomal membrane protein 11B
Exons: 3
Coding region: 94-792 (232 amino acids)
Biological process (GO): peroxisome fission; regulation of peroxisome size
Cellular component (GO): peroxisomal membrane
Source: RefSeq, a predicted model, not a curated record
UGGAACGUAAUUUUUGAGUUCAGUUUCGAUUAGAAUUUAUUAGAAUUAUUUUGUUCUCAAAAUAUCCAUUUUUUCAUAUUAUUUGCAACAAUUAUGGAUAUAGUAAUAAAGUUAAACGAACAGACAGUAGGUAGAGAUAAAAUUAUCAGAUUACUGCAAUAUGGAAGUCGAGCUUAUUGGUAUUAUGCUCAGAAUAUUCGUAGUACCCAACAUUCUGCAGAAAUCUUGAGAAGUUUAGAAUAUACAUUUAGUUCAUUUAGAAAAUUAUUACGCCUUGGAAGAUGUUUGGAUAGUUUAUAUUCUGCUUUAAAAAUGAUGAAAUAUCCAGAUGUAGGUUUGAGACUCACUUUGACAUUGUCAAAAAUUGCCAAUGCUCUAUUUCUACUAGCAGAUCAUAUAAUUUGGAUUGGUCGUGUGGGAUUACAUAGGGUUAAUAUUGAAAAGUGGAGUAAAGUAUCUAAUAAAUACUGGUUAAUGAGCAUUAUUAUGAAUCUUAUAAGAGAUUUUUAUGAAAUCCUUAAAAUUCUGGAACGUGAAGGAAAAGAUGUAUUAAUGAGUAGACCAAAAUUUUCAUCUUGUUCAUGGAAGCAAUAUGAAUUAUUAUUUCAUCUAAGGAAUCAUAAAGCUAUUGUAAUGGAUGCAAUUAAGAAUGCAUGCGAUUUGUUUAUUCCAUUGACAGCACUAGGUUUUACUAAAUUUACCCCUGGGGCCAUUGGCAUAUUUGGUAUGAUAUCUUCAAUUGUAGGUAUUUAUACAUUAAUUUAUCCAUUGUAUAAGGUAACACCAGCUUAA